Molecule: messenger RNA, 1925 nt
Organism: Cryptomeria japonica (Japanese cedar)
Lineage: Eukaryota; Viridiplantae; Streptophyta; Pinopsida; Cupressales; Cupressaceae
Product: serine/threonine-protein kinase VIK
Exons: 12
Coding region: 341-1483 (380 amino acids)
Biological process (GO): protein phosphorylation
Molecular function (GO): protein kinase activity; protein binding; ATP binding
Source: RefSeq, a predicted model, not a curated record
UAGUCUAACACCAGCAGAGCAUUAAAAUGCCUCGCCUGAAACGAUCGAAAAAGGACGGACAAAUAUACCGGGACCGUGAAAUAAUCUUAAACAAUUCCUUGUCACCUUCGAUGGCACCUCGGGCUCAUCACCCUUCCUAGUGAAUGCCCUUUGAAUAUCUCGUUUCAGUUAGGCCUUUGCCUGGUCUUUCCAUUAAGAUUCAGCAGUUGACGGAUAUGAAUGUUAAAUUCAACGUCUAACUUUUUUCAAAACAGAGGUAGUCAUUGUUGUCAUUCAAUAUUCCACAAAACCUCCGCUGGAAUUAAGCCAUAAUAGCUUUGCAAGUGUGCAGUGCAUAAUAAUGGACUCAGAGAACUCAUGGGAGCUGAUCGGAAAGUUUCUAACUUGUGCAUCCAAGGGUGAUAGAAUUGGAUUGAAUAAAAUGCUAAUGGAGGGUGUUCCCCCAGAUCUUAAAGACUAUGAUGAUAGAACGGCAUUACAUCUUGCAGCCAGUGAAGGACAUGCUUCGAUUGUGGAGCUGCUUCUUGAACAUAAUGCAUGUGUCAAUCCCUAUGAUCGAUGGAAACGAACUCCUUUAGCAGAUGCUAGACAUUAUGAUCGCAAAGAUAUAUGCAAGAUUCUUGAGGCUUAUGGAGGCGAAUGCGACUGUGAUAGUCCUCGGCUUGAAUCAAAUUCAGGGUAUGAGAUUGAUCACACUGAGAUAGAUUAUACAGAAAAAUGCACAAUGCUUCAGAAUAAUGAUUCCAUUGUUGAGAAGGUCAAAUGGAGAGGUACAUGGGUGGUUCAAACAACAAUAAUUAGUGAAGAUGCAGUAGACUUCUAUGCUCAGAACAUCUUUGAGGAGUUAAGAAAUUUGCGACAUCCCAAUAUUGUGCAAUUCCUUGGUGCAGUUAUCCAAAAUCAGAACAUAAUAAUACUCACUGAGUUCUUACCUAAGGGUAGCCUCAAUGAAAUGCUAGAGAAGAAAAAUCCGUUAGAUUUGCAAAUCGCACUACAAUUUGCUCUUGACAUUGCUAGGGGGAUGAACUACCUCCAUGAACACAAACCAAAGCCUAUUGUUCAUAAAUACCUUUCUACCAGAAAUUUGUUUCUAAAUGGGCCGAGGCAUCUUAAGAUAGGAGAGUUUUGGUGGCAAAGAUUAAAAAAAGCAUCUCCUACAGUAGAAGAUGACAAUGACGGAACACCAACAAAUCAUAUGACACCAAAGAAUAUGUCAAAUGAACUAUAUGAGACAAAAGUAGAUGUCUUGUCAUUUGCACAUAUACUUUUUGAGAUGCUUGAGGGGCAUCCUCCCCAUUCAACUGAUGAAUUAUGUCAAGGUGAAUUAAAAUUCAAAAAGAGCAAAUGCCAUAAAAUAUUAAGGAAAUUGAUAUAUGAUUGUCACAAUAAUGAUUCAACAAAACGACCAACCUUUAGCAAAAUAAUUGCAGAUUUAGAAACAAUCUCUAAUUUGAUUCCAAAAUAUGAUUGUAUGGUGUGUUAAAUGAUUUUUUCCUUUAAAAUAUAAUAGGUUUUAACUUAUAAUAUUCUUUUACAUAAUUUAUUUGUGAAAGAUUUUCACUAAUAGGAGAACUUUGCUAUUUAAGUCAUCAACAUCAUCAUUAUAUUUUGAGUGGUCAUUUUUCUAUGACUUUAUUAACUCAUGUACAUCAAAUAAUAUUUAUGUAAGUUGACUAUAAUUUCGAUGCUCAAGUCAUCACGAGGAUGACUAUUUGUUAUGAGUAGUCAUUGUUCAUUGACAUUGUAUCUCACAUUGUAGAUUGAAGAUUAAUCAUGUAAUAAGAGGAUCCAAAAACACAUAAGCGCCUCUAAGAAUUUGUCACUGUGGAGAGAGAAACAAUAGAUGGGCACAUGAACAUGGUUGUGCGGACACACAUAAACCAUUAAUAACCUUUUGAUUCACACUCUCCAAAAGACUAAAAUGU